This is a messenger RNA of Abrus precatorius (Indian licorice), 558 nucleotides long. RefSeq lists its product as uncharacterized. NCBI's taxonomy places the organism in Eukaryota, Viridiplantae, Streptophyta, Magnoliopsida, Fabales, Fabaceae. The transcript is spliced from 3 exons. The record is from RefSeq and is a predicted model, not a curated record. Bases 1 to 558 code for a protein of 185 amino acids.
AUGCUGUAUUUGAGCACCCCAUAUCACGUGGUUGCCAGAGGGAGAGUUUCGAGAACAGUGGUUGGGGACUCCUUACACAAUACUGCUAUUCCUCCUCACCAUUGUAAGGUCUCAAUAGAGAUAGUGCAAAGACAGGAAGAAGACAUUGCAUUGCCUGUUCCUAAUGAAGAAGCAAACCUCAAUUGCCUGAGAGAUGCAAUUGGAACUUAUGUUGUCUGGCCAUUGUCCCUAAUCACUUUACGACCCAAGGUUGCCCCAUCAUCUAGUAGAGGGUUAGGGAAAGGGACAGGUCACACAAAGGAAUCCAUUGCUGGUCCAAGCAAUAAAGGUGUUGUUUCUAAUUCGUCUGACCUUCUUGAGUUGGCACAGGCUCAAGGUGCUGCGUGCUUCGAUAUGAUGAAGCUCUAUAUAAGAAGUGAUCAAGCCAUUGACAAUUAUUUUCCAGAGUUCCAAUUACCAACUUUUCCUGACAACACAAUUCAUCAAGUUCAAAGGGAGUGGUGUGCAUAUAUGUACCAUAGAUAUUUGAAGGACACAUUAAGUACAAUUGAUUCUUAG